CAAAAGUCAAAAUAUGAAAUUUAAACGUGGCAAGAACCUUACAAUAUAUAAUCCAGCGCGUAGGCAGCUUAAUUUGCCUUUCCAUCAAAUGCCGUUCGCCCUAGAAAUGGCCUUUACACUCGCUAAAUUCCUCACUCCUAUCCUUGGCCCUCGCAGGCGCAGAAAGAUAGCUAUCAUAGGUCUUUAUGACGCUGGUGUGAUAGAUCUGCUUAAGCGUCUCUGCGGGACCUGUGAUUUAGUAACUAAAGAGGAUGAAGACGGUAGAACUUGGCCUCGAGUCCACGCCGGCACGAAAAGCAGUUUGAAAUGCGAUUUUAAUUUCGUCGCCGUGGAAGUAGGAGGAGGUGGUGCGCCAGCUGCAGACCAUCUAUGGACGGCAGCGCAAUUCGGCGAGGCAGAUGGGUUCAUCUGGGUGGUUAACAGCGCUGAUACGUGCGUCCUCAUUGAAGCGAGGGUAGAGAUGGAGAAAGCUAGGAAGGGGAGGAGUUUAAGGGGAGGAUUGGUCCAACCUGGUGUCAACCCCAAAGCGCCGUGGUUGGUCUUGGUAGAUUUCAAAGAAAAUCCUCUGUCUAUUGCUGAGGCGACAAGACAAGCUGAGCUCGUUACAGUAGAUGCUGGGGAUGAUUUAGAUUGGACUGUCCAUGCUGUCUCUAUAACUACGUCGGAAGGUCUACGGGAAGCUAUGGGGUGGCUUUAUCAAAAAGUAAAAUAAUAAUAAUAGGUUUGAGAAUAUAGGGCUAAAAUCUACGAUUCUUAAUAAUCGAUCCUGUUAUAGAAGAAAUCAUUGAUAAUAUAAAUAAAUAAAUAAAAAAUAAAUCGUG
This is a messenger RNA of Pseudogymnoascus verrucosus, 821 nucleotides long. RefSeq lists its product as uncharacterized. Gene Ontology annotation, molecular function: GTP binding; GTPase activity. NCBI's taxonomy places the organism in Eukaryota, Fungi, Ascomycota, Leotiomycetes, Thelebolales, Thelebolaceae. The record is from RefSeq and is a predicted model, not a curated record. Bases 14 to 712 code for a protein of 232 amino acids. The transcript is spliced from 3 exons.